Aureobasidium namibiae CBS 147.97 is the source of this 1548-nucleotide messenger RNA. Its product is annotated as phospholipase D/nuclease. NCBI's taxonomy places the organism in Eukaryota, Fungi, Ascomycota, Dothideomycetes, Dothideales, Saccotheciaceae. Gene Ontology annotation, molecular function: single-stranded DNA binding; double-stranded DNA binding; 3'-tyrosyl-DNA phosphodiesterase activity. The record is from RefSeq and is a predicted model, not a curated record. Gene Ontology annotation, biological process: double-strand break repair; single strand break repair. The transcript has 2 exons. Bases 1 to 1548 code for a protein of 515 amino acids. Gene Ontology annotation, cellular component: nucleus.
AUGGCGGGCAUCCCAGGACUUGAUCGACGUGCUAUGGAGGCUGAACGUCUGGCAAGGAUGGAAGCAAAACAGCCAAAGACUUCCGAACAAGUGCCUUCAACAAUGCCGCCAAUGUCUGCCAAAAGACAAAGAUCCAUAUCUCCGCCAGCAACAUCACGUCCAGUCAAGAAAAUCAAAGAACGAGAGAACACAUCAGAUCUGCUCCAUUACCCAAGAGGGGCUGUCAAGAAAACAUGGGCUUUUGGCCACACUCGAAGCGCCAACGACAUCAAGAUUGAGGAAGUGCUCGAGAAGUCCACCCUGCGCACAGCCCUAUUCUCGGCCUUCCAAUGGGACACAAACUGGAUCAUGGCAAAACUCAAUCUCCACCAGACCAAAGUUAUUAUGGUCAUGCAAGCAGACAAUGAAGCCGUGAAGCAGCAAUACCGCCGAGAGACUGAGUAUCUGGGUAAGAUCCUCCGACUGGUAUUCCCGUCCAUGGAAGGCAAUGUCAAUUGCAUGCAUUCUAAGCUCAUGCUGUUAUUUCAUCCACACAAGCUGAGGGUCGUGAUUCCCACGGCAAACAUGACCGACUAUGAUUGGGGUGAGCAAGGUACCAUGGAGAACUCUGUCUUUCUGAUCGAUCUUCCUCGACUUGAACAGACAACCAUGGAUGACGCGAAUGCAUUGCCUCAAUUUGGGCGCGAGUUGCACUUCUUUCUGCAAAAGAUGGGCUGUGAAGACGAUAUUCUCAAAGGCGUUUUGAACUUCGACUUCAGCAAUACUGAACAUCUUGCCUUUGUGCAUUCAAUCGGAGCCUCCGCUCACUAUGGUGAGGAUAUGGAACGAACCGGCUAUGUCGGCUUGAGCAAAGCAGUUCGAGAGCUCAACCACUCCUCGGAGUGUUCCUUGUCCUCUACAUCGAACCUCAACAUUGACUACGUAGCCUCAUCAAUCGGGUCCCUCAAUGACGCCUUCCUCGCAAUCAUCCACAACGCAGCUCGAGGCGAAAAUGCAACAGCCACACCCAAAUCCCUUAGCGGAUCUGCACCAAAGCCCUUCCAGAAUACCAUCUCGACCACCAACAUCCGAGAUCUCUUCCGCAUGUACUACCCCUUGCACUCCACAGUAACAUCUAGCAAAGCCGGUAGCGCCGGAACAAUCUGUCUCAAAUCGGACUGGUGGAGUGGUGCCCCCUUCCCUCGCGAAUGUUUCCGGGAUUACCGCUCCAAGCGCUCUGGAAUUCUUUCUCAUAACAAAAUCCUUUAUGCCAGAGGUGUCAAUGACAAAGGACAACAAAUCGCAUGGCAAUAUGUGGGAAGUGCGAACUUGAGCGAAAGUGCUUGGGGUAAGCUGAGCUGGGAUAAGAAGAGGAAAGAGUGGAAGCUUGGAUGCAGGAAUUGGGAGUGUGGUGUCAUCAUGCCUGUGAGCAUUGGGGAUACGGAAGUUAAACAGAAGACGAAGGCAGAAGUACCUAGCAUGGAGGUCUUCGGAGUUGAGAACAUCCCAUUCGAGUAUCCGGGCGCUGGGUAUGAUGGAAAGGAUCCAUGGUUUACCAACUUUACAUAG